Messenger RNA from Paraphaeosphaeria sporulosa, 792 nucleotides. RefSeq lists its product as uncharacterized. The transcript is spliced from 2 exons. Gene Ontology annotation, molecular function: ubiquitin protein ligase activity; zinc ion binding; ubiquitin conjugating enzyme binding. The annotation marks the transcript as partial. Gene Ontology annotation, cellular component: cytoplasm; ubiquitin ligase complex. NCBI's taxonomy places the organism in Eukaryota, Fungi, Ascomycota, Dothideomycetes, Pleosporales, Didymosphaeriaceae. Gene Ontology annotation, biological process: ubiquitin-dependent protein catabolic process; positive regulation of proteasomal ubiquitin-dependent protein catabolic process; protein polyubiquitination. The record is from RefSeq and is a predicted model, not a curated record.
CCAUGCAGCAGGUGUAAUCGCGCAUUUUGUGUACCUUGUCUCAAGGACAUGUUCCUCAACGCCUGUAAGGACCUAUCUCGCAUGCCGCCACGCUGCUGCAAUCAAAUACCGCUACACCACGCUCGCCCGUACUUAACAGCAGAAGAGAUAACGUUGUUCAAGGCCAAGUACGAGGAGUGGGGAACACCAAGUCCGUUCUACUGUCCGGUUGCACGAUGCUCCACUUUCAUACCUAACCGUAUGCUGCCGCAGGCCAACGAGAAUGGAAAAGGCAAACAGCGAGUGGACUCCGGAAUCGGGACGCCUACUAGGCCGACAGUAACGUGUCCGAAGUGCGAGGUCGACAUCUGCACAAACUGCAGGAGCCUAGCGCAUGCAAACGAAAUAUGCAGCCCCUUCAACUUUGGAGUGGACAAGCAGACGGCAGAUCUGCUGCAGAAGUGGGGAUAUAGGAAGUGUCCAAAAUGCGGGCAAGGAGUAAAGCGGAUGUACGGCUGCAACCACAUGGAAUGUCGGUGCGGAGCCCACUUCUGCUGGGGUUGCAUGCAGGGAAGGGACAACUGUUUAGGGAACUGCGAUGAUGAAGAUGAAGACGACUAUUCAGACUAUGAGCCUGACCAGGAAGAAUACGAUGAGCUCGAAGAUACUGUAAUAGAGACUUCACCCACCUCUGCACGAGUAAGGAACUUAGACGGAGGAUCGUCACGCUACUGGGAAGACCAGAACUACGACUUUGGCAACGAGCCUGGUGAUAACUAUGCAGACCGCUCAUGGGACUGCUACCACGACUUU